AAGCACGGCAGAAUCCGAUAGACCGAUCACUAAAUGCCACGUAUUUUAAUCAGGCUACCACGUGGUGCCACGCCACCCUGUCGUUCACUAUAUAUACGGCACAGCUAAUCACUCUACCGCUUCCCUCCUUCAAUGUGAAGAAAACUGUACGGCUCAGAUUCCUCCUCUCCCCUCCCACCAAAAAACGAAGGGUCGAUCGAUCGAGCGAGCGAGCGCUUGUGCUUCGUCGCCAAGAUGUCACGCUGCUGCUCGCAGUGUGGUGUCAACGGUCACAAUUCGCGCACUUGCGCCGGUGCCGGCGACGGCGAUGCUGGCUCCGGAGCCGGCGAAAUCAUGCUCUUCGGCGUCCGAGUCACCGUGGACUCGAUGCGUAAGAGCGUCAGUCUGAACAAUCUCUCUCAGUACGAACAGCCUCACGAAGCCUCUCCCGCCGACCCCUCCGGCACCGCAGCGGCAGCAGCCGGUUACGCCUCCGCCGACGAUGCCGUUCCCCAGUCCACCACCGCUCGCGAGCGCAAGCGAGGAGUUCCGUGGACGGAAGAGGAGCACAAGCUAUUUUUGCUUGGAUUGCAGAAAGUGGGAAAAGGAGACUGGAGAGGAAUCUCUAGAAACUUCGUGAAGACUCGCACGCCUACGCAAGUCGCUAGCCACGCUCAGAAGUACUUUCUCCGCCGGAGUAAUCUCAACCGGCGACGCCGCAGAUCUAGCCUGUUCGACAUAACCACUGACACGAUAAUUCCAAUGGAAGAGGAGCAUGUUCAGCCGGACAACAGCAUCUCUCCGCCCGUUAUGUGGCUACCGGAAAACGGCAACACUGGCGGAUUCCAUGUGGUGCCCUCUUUCCCCGUGACGGUACCGGUGCGGAUCGAGAAUCCGAUGGAGAACCUAACUCUUGGGCAAGUCGAUCAGAUGAACGAUUCGACUUCGCCGUCUUCAUCCCCACCGAAGCUUGUCCGCCCGAUCCCCGUUCUCCCAGCUCCUUCAGUGAUGUUGGAUCUCAACCUGGACCAGAAAUGGCCAGCGGACCCGACGCCGCUGGCCCUGAAGCUCUCACCGCCGGCCGAUGAGAGCCGACCGGCGAGGCAUUCGGCGUUCCAUGCCUUGUCUGGCUUCAAUAACGGAGACAGCAUCAUCAGCGUGGCCUGAAGAACAAUAAAGGGAGAUUGUUGUAGAACACAUUGAAGGGUCAUAAUUAGAGAGACAUGGGUAAGGUAAUCAUUAGGUACUGUUUGUAGUGUGAUGAAUUAUGAUCCUUUUUGUUUGUACAGACAAGAAAGACAUGGCAUCUCCUCCUCUGUUGGGUUCUAAUGUUUAAUGCUAUAUUAAUAUUACUGCUAAUGUUAAUGUUAUCUUUCUUUUCUAUA
Molecule: messenger RNA, 1364 nt
Organism: Malania oleifera
Lineage: Eukaryota; Viridiplantae; Streptophyta; Magnoliopsida; Santalales; Ximeniaceae
Product: transcription factor MYB1R1-like
Exons: 3
Coding region: 235-1146 (303 amino acids)
Biological process (GO): response to gibberellin; response to ethylene; response to auxin
Molecular function (GO): DNA binding
Source: RefSeq, a predicted model, not a curated record